AUGUGGGUCCCGCUAACCACAGCUGUGCAUUGGCAGGCCUACCCCUGGCGGGAAGCCAGCCAUCCCCUGCUUCAGCGGCGAAGUACACGAGCAGACGGCGCAACUGUGUUUAGCUGCUCCUUCGGCGGCCACGUUCUUGCUCUGCUCUCUCACCACAUCGUUCACGGCGAGGUUGUCGUUCCAGGAGCAUGCUAUUUGGAGAUGAUUGUCGCCGGAUGUACAACCUUUGUAGGCAGUGAACCCUGGUGUGUGGAGAACCUGGGCUUCGCAAAGCCGUUGGUGCUGCGGCUCCUGCCAGACGGGUCUUUAGAGGAGCCCACAGAGAUGCGCUUGGUCCUGUGGCCGGAUGGACGGCUUGAGGUGGAGAGCGAGAUCGGUGGCGACCCUGAGGACAGCAUUGUUUCUGUACACGUGGAGGCAACGCUGGUAAGGAAGUCUGGCGGCUGGGUCAAGACGAACCGACCGGAGCAGGACGCCAGGUAA
Molecule: messenger RNA, 483 nt
Organism: Symbiodinium sp. CCMP2592
Lineage: Eukaryota; Dinophyceae; Suessiales; Symbiodiniaceae
Source: the annotation of a GenBank genome assembly